Molecule: messenger RNA, 2118 nt
Organism: Coffea eugenioides
Lineage: Eukaryota; Viridiplantae; Streptophyta; Magnoliopsida; Gentianales; Rubiaceae
Product: U1 small nuclear ribonucleoprotein 70 kDa
Exons: 10
Coding region: 200-1747 (515 amino acids)
Biological process (GO): mRNA splicing, via spliceosome
Cellular component (GO): U2-type prespliceosome; U1 snRNP; precatalytic spliceosome
Molecular function (GO): mRNA binding; U1 snRNA binding
Source: RefSeq, a predicted model, not a curated record
UCCCUUUCGUCUCUCGAGGCUCAUGUUGCCGCUUUUAUGUGUCGUCGGCUCUAGGCACAGAACAAUCGUGUUUUAGAUCCGAUAUUCCGACCGCCCUAUCGAUUGUAUUUCACCGUCUGAUUAUUCCAUUUUCGCAUCGAUUAACAAGUAUAGACCCUCAGACAAACCCUAGGACGCAGCAGCUUAAUCUCCAGCGACGAUGGGAGACUACAGCGAUGCCUUAAUGCGUAACCAGAACGCCGCCGUUCAGGCUCGCACAAAGGCUCAGAAUCGUGCCAAUGUUAUGCAACUCAAGCUGAUUGGUCAAAGUCAUCCAACAGGUUUAACAACCAAUCUUCUGAAGUUGUUUGAACCCCGACCUCCUUUGGAAUAUAAGCCGCCUCCAGAGAAGAGAAAAUGCCCUCCAUAUACAGGUAUGGCACAAUUUGUUAGUAAUUUUGCUCAACCUGGAGAUGCUGAAUAUGCUCCACCUGUUCAGAAGGCUGAAACUCCUGUAGAAAGAAGGGCCAGGAUCCACAAAAUUCGACUCGAGGAGGGCACAAAAAAAGCUGCUGAGGAGCUUGAGAAAUAUGACCCAAAUAAUGACCCCAAUAUUUCUGGAGAUCCGUAUAAAACACUGUUUGUGGCUAGGCUUAAUUAUGAGACAACUGAGAGCAGAAUCAAAAGGGAGUUUGAGGCUUAUGGUGCUAUCAAGCGGGUUCGCUUAGUAACGGAUAAAUCGACAAAUAAACCAAGAGGCUAUGCUUUCAUUGAAUAUGUUCACACCCGUGAUAUGAAAGCUGCAUAUAAACAAGCUGAUGGUAAGAAAAUUGAUAACCGGAGGGUGCUUGUUGAUGUUGAACGUGGAAGGACUGUUCCGAAUUGGCGACCCCGUAGGCUGGGUGGUGGCCUUGGAACAACUAGAGUUGGAGGUGAAGAACUCAAUCAGAGGUACUCUGGGAGAGAGCAAGUACAACCUGGAGGGGCAUCUCAUUCUGAGGAACCAAGAAUGCGGGAUGAUCGAGAUCGGGAGAGGGAGAAGUCCCGUGAAAGGGUCAGGGAUAGGGAAAGAGAACGAGAAAGGUCUCAGGAGCGCUCUCAAGACAGAACAAGAGAUCGUGAGCACCGAGAGGAUAGGCACCAUAGAGAUCGUGAAAGAAACAGAGAUAGGGACAAGGAGAGAGACCGUGGUCGUGACCGUGACCGUGAUCGAGAUCGAACACGUGAUCGCGAUCGCGGUCGGGACCGUGGUCGUGAUUAUGAACGUGAUGGAGACAGAUCUCGUGAUCGAGAACGUGAUCGCAAUCGUGAGAGGGAGAGGGAUAGAGACCGGGAUUAUGAAGUUGGUGAUGCUGACAAUGAUCGUGGUCGUUCUCAUGAUAGAGAGUAUGACUAUGACAAAGUUGAAGCUAAGCAUGACCGAGAGCGGCAUGGCGAAAGAGAGAGAAACUAUGAUCAUGCGGAGCAGGAGGAUGAUCGUGGAUGGUAUGAACAAUCAGAUCAUGGGCGUAAGCGUCCAGAAGGGGAGCAUGACCAUGGACACUAUGACUAUUAUGAUCACUAUCAAGGUCAGGGACAGUAUGAUAAUCAAGGUGCCCAGGGUGAUGAUGACCGUUAUCAAGAUUCUGACCGAUAUCAUGACAGAUAUGAUCAGAUGGAUGAGGACAACUAUGGUUAUGAGCGAACAACAUCUGAGCCACAAGAGAAAGACCGAGAUUAUCAGCGUUCUGAUAGGUCGCUCUCUCACUCGCUCUCUCAGGAUUACUAGUACUAAUUACCAAUGCAAUGGUACUUGCGAGUUUCUUGUGCUUCGCUGGUAAGGUUAAUGAGGUCAUAGUGUGCUUGUUGCUCUACAAUAAAAUUCUGAUGCUUUAAUUUGCUUGUUUCUGCAGCUAUUUUCCCCUGAAUAUUGAAUCUUUUGGUUGAUAAUCGGUUGGCUCAACACAAUCAUAAGGGUCUGAUUUAGAAGUUCUGUACCGAGUGCGAAUUGUUUUAAGUUUUUGUGUUUUGUGUGUUUUUUCUGUUUAUUGGAAGGAAAUUGUGCAUGUCAAGAACUUUUGUAUACACUCUAGCACUUGACUAUUUGCCUGGAUUCAGUCAUUAUAUGAGAUCUGCUAGUCUUGAAAUUGCUAUUGAUAA